GGAGUGCAAAAAAACCCAGAAAAAAGCACGUCAAAACCAGAAAGAAAGAAGAAGAAGAAGCGGAGAGUAGCUGAAAAGCACAUUAAUGGCGGCCUCAAUGAUGUCUUCGGUGAGCCUGAAACCAGCUGCUUUUAGCUUCGAGAAAUCUACAGUCAGAGGCGUUCCUUCUCUUGCAAGGAGUACUUCUUCCUUCAAAGUUCAGGCCAGUGGUGGCAAGAAGAUCAAGACCGAUAAGCCCUAUGGAAUUAACGGAGGCAUGGACUUGAGGGAUGGUGCUGAUGCCUCUGGCAGGAAGGGGAAGGGAAAGGGUGUAUAUCAGUUUGUCGACAAAUACGGUGCUAAUGUCGAUGGAUACAGUCCGAUCUUCAACACUGAUGACUGGUCUCCAAGUGGUGAUGUCUAUGUCGGUGGUACAACUGGAUUGGCCAUAUGGGCUGUGACCUUGGCUGGUCUUCUUGCUGGGGGUGCUCUUCUUGUGUACAACACAAGUGCUUUGGCACAGUAAAAGUCUACAUUAGAAUGACUGUUUCUGUAAUCUAUGUUUUGUUUAUUAUAGCCUCUGUCCUGUGUCUCAACUAUCUUUCCAAAACAAACGCUCAUGGACUACUGUAUUCAACUUGUAGUAAUGUUUUGGCAUGUAUCUAAUUUCUUGCCUCCUAUAUUUUCUUAA
Messenger RNA from Ziziphus jujuba (common jujube), 670 nucleotides. RefSeq names its product photosystem II 10 kDa polypeptide, chloroplastic. The transcript is spliced from 5 exons. The record is from RefSeq and is a predicted model, not a curated record. Gene Ontology annotation, biological process: photosynthesis. Gene Ontology annotation, cellular component: photosystem II; photosystem II oxygen evolving complex; thylakoid membrane. Bases 86 to 505 code for a protein of 139 amino acids. NCBI's taxonomy places the organism in Eukaryota, Viridiplantae, Streptophyta, Magnoliopsida, Rosales, Rhamnaceae.